This is a messenger RNA of Perca flavescens (yellow perch), 2748 nucleotides long. It is a transcript of the gene slc7a8a, whose product is annotated as solute carrier family 7 member 8a. Gene Ontology annotation, biological process: neutral amino acid transport; amino acid transmembrane transport. Lineage: Eukaryota; Metazoa; Chordata; Actinopteri; Perciformes; Percidae. Gene Ontology annotation, cellular component: membrane. Gene Ontology annotation, molecular function: L-amino acid transmembrane transporter activity; neutral L-amino acid transmembrane transporter activity. The coding region runs from base 503 to 2080 and encodes 525 amino acids. The record is from RefSeq and is a predicted model, not a curated record. The transcript is spliced from 11 exons.
UGUGUGACUUUAAAGGAAUGCCAUUGGAAUAUGCGCUUUUCGCUCGAUAAUCGGACUUGAUGUGCAUUUAGAUCGCGACCUAAUAGCGCCACCUGUGACACCGGCGGGCACCAGAGCAAGAGGCGAUUUGGGUUGCCCGCUGUGGUCAUACCUGGAAGACGUUACAGUUCCAGCUGCAAUCACUAUUUUGCUCUGGAGGAACAGGACACUGAAUUUAGCACAAUAUUUCCAACAGCGUUAUUUUCUUAUGUGCACAUUUUUUUCUUGAUUUGUUCUGUGUAAAAAAAAAAAAAAAAAAACUCAUUGUCACAGGUUGCUGACAGUGCACUAAUAAUCAACUUUCCUCAUCAGAUAAGUGCAGCACGUUUCAGCGUACGUAGUUUUACGCACACAAUAGACGCUUGAGCUCGAGGCGAGACCAGCGCACGGGCAGCUUAAGGUACUGUGUGGUGGAAACGAAGAUAUAAACAUAACCAAAAAGUAGCCGAGUCCAACCAUCAACAUGACGGACGGUGCAAGACAACGGAGCAGCACGUCGGGGUCUGCCAAGGAUGCUGCCGGUGAGAAGGAGUCGGGAGGUGGAGUAGCGCUCAAGAAGGAAAUCGGGCUUGUGAGCGCCUGCGGUAUCAUUGUUGGUAACAUUAUCGGCUCAGGUAUCUUCGUCAGUCCGAAGGGAGUGAUGGAGAACGCCAGCUCCGUGGGUGUAGCCCUGAUCGUCUGGAUCAUCACGGGCGUCAUCACAGCCAUUGGGGCGCUGUGCUACGCCGAGCUGGGCGUCACUAUCCCCAAGUCUGGGGGAGACUACUCCUACGUCAAGGACAUCUUCGGAGGACUGGCUGGGUUCCUGCGUCUGUGGAUCGCCGUGCUGGUGAUCUAUCCUACCAACCAGGCUGUGAUCGCGCUGACGUUUUCAAACUACGUCCUGCAGCCUCUCUUCCCGACCUGCUUCCCACCGGAGACCGGCCUGCGUCUGCUGGCUGCUGUCUGCCUCUUGCUGCUGACAUGGGUGAACUGCUCCAGUGUGAGGUGGGCCACCAGAGUGCAGGACAUGUUCACCGCCGGAAAGCUGCUGGCCCUUGCCCUCAUCAUCAUCAUGGGCAUCGUGCAGAUCUGCAAGGGAGACUACUACUGGCUUGAGCCAGCCAAUGCCUUCGAGCCCUUCCAGGACUAUGAUGUGGGUUUGAUAGCUUUAGCCUUCCUACAAGGCUCCUUCGCCUACGGAGGGUGGAAUUUCCUCAACUACGUCACAGAGGAGCUGGUGGACCCCUAUGUGAAUCUUCCUCGUGCCAUCUUCAUCUCCAUCCCCCUUGUGACCUUCGUUUACGUCUUUGCCAACAUCGCCUACGUCACGGCCAUGAGUCCCCAGGAGCUGCUUGCCUCAAACGCUGUUGCCGUGACGUUUGGUGAGAAGCUGCUGGGAGUCAUGUCGUGGAUCAUGCCCAUCUCUGUGGCUCUCUCCACAUUCGGGGGAGUCAACGGUUCCCUCUUCACCUCUUCCAGAUUGUUCUUUGCUGGAGCCAGAGAGGGCCACCUCCCCAGUCUGCUGGCCAUGAUUCAUGUGAAACGCUGCACUCCCAUCCCUGCUCUGCUCUUCACUUGCCUGUCCACCCUGCUUAUGCUAUGCACCAGCGACAUAUACACCCUCAUCAACUAUGUGGGCUUCAUCAACUACCUCUUCUAUGGAGUCACUGUUGCCGGGCAGAUUGUCCUUCGUAUUAAACAGCCCGACUUGCACCGACCAAUCAAGAUCAGCCUCAUCUGGCCGGUCAUUUACCUCCUUUUCUGGGCCUUCUUGCUCAUCUUCUCCCUUUACUCUGAACCCGUGGUGUGUGGCAUCGGCCUGGCCAUCAUGCUGACUGGCGUCCCAGUCUAUUUCCUGGGAGUCUACUGGGACAAUAAGCCACAGUGCUUUGACGCCUUCGUUAAUAAGAUGACGUACUUGGGCCAGAAGUUCUGCGUGGUGGUUUAUCCCGACAUGGGUAAUAGCGGUGGGAGCGGAGAGGAAGGAGAGGAAAUGAAGGAGGCCAGGUCUCCUCUGUCCAAGGCGGACGUAGACAACCACAAGUCAGCGGACUGCUAAAGAGUUUUAGCUCCCACCUGCCUCAAAAUAAACAGACAUAUGCAGACGCACACGUGGGUGCGCACACACACAAACACACAUGCAAACAUACACCACAGUUUAUAGUGGAUUUACUGAUCAACACUUUGUCUUUAAUAUUUGUAUCUGGUUUUGUAUCAAUCAAUAAUUUUUGUGCCAAAUAUAACAUGAGGUAUGUAGAGUUAUAUGACGUCAAACGUUUUUGUCUGGGGUCUUUCAAAAGUGCAAUAAAGAAGGUUAGCACCUUCCAACUCCUCAAUACAUGCUUAAACAGACACAUGUACUACUCUUCAUCAUCAUCCCCCUUCUUUUCCUCCACUCACUCCUACUGUAAGAACAUCAUUUCACUUUUUGUAUUUUUAUCAAUUACUCUACUGUGAUGGCUACACAAACACCUUUUCUUUGUUUUGUUUUUUUGUUCUUUUUUGACACAUUGUAAAUGUUGCUUUGUCAUCCAUUCAGCACACCAAAGCUGUAUUUUAUGCAGAAAAUCAGAUUCAGAUCAAGUCAUUCAACGUCGUGAAGUACACUGUAGUACUGUGUUUAGGUUUUGAAGGUGACUGUGAUUCCGAAAUGAUUCUCCUUUUUUUUUUAUUGUGUUAAUUGUUUAUAUCAUUUGACUGUGUUGUUAUUUUAGUUUUAAUAUUUUA